UGGUGCGGUAGAGAUUACUGGCUGGGAGGCGGUGAUUUUCUGGGGUGGGUGGGCCCCACCUCCUCUGUUUUCUUGGAGAUUUAGUUUCUCCUUUCCCAAGGCCCACCCACAGAAAUUUGCCGUUUCCUCCCUUUUUCUCUUUUCCUGGAUUUCUCUCUCUCUCUCUCUCUCUCUCUCUCGAUUUUGGCAUUGGCUUUCCAUGGUGAUUUUCCAGCAUCUGAUGCUCCCCUUUUGGGGUAUAUAAAAAGCGCAUUUGGGGGGUCCUCACCAUACUAGUUGCAUACAAGAGACCAUAUUCUCUGAGAGAGAGAGAGAGAGAGAGAGAGAGAGAGAGAGAGAGAGACUGUGUGUGUCUCUUUCACCUUCCUUCCCUUGAGCUUUGACAGGAUCCAAAGCUGGUUGUGAAAAUCUCAUUCCUUUUGGUUCCCAUUCCGCUCCAUGGAUUCUGAAUCACCAGAUGCAUGGCAAAGACGUGGCACAACUGAAAAUGAAGAUGGUGAUGGAAAUCCAAGGAGAAAGAAGAAGAAAGCAAAUGAAAACUCCAAGCAAAUGGAAUUGGUUGAACCACCAUGGGGUGAGUUGGAAGAUGGUGUCAUUGAGAUGGUGCUCAUGAGGCUUCCAGUAGCCGAUUUCUUCCGAUUCCGUUCAGUGUGCAAAGGAUGGAGCUCCCUCAUCCAGUCUCCAAACUUUCUGGCAGCCUGCUGUGAAAUCACCCGCCAACCUUGGUUCUACAUGCUCGAGUCCAAAACCCCUGCUGGUGUCGUGUAUGACACGGAGGCAAACCGGUGGCGUCACAUUAACCUCCCAGCCCCCGCUAAAGGGUCUGGGAAGCGUAAGAUCCCUGUAGCAGCUUCCGGUGGCCUCAUGUGCUUCCGGUCAUCUACUGGCGAACUCACUGUAUCCAAUCCAUUGACUGGGUCUUCCCACCUAUUACCAACUUUGAAAACAGACCGCGCAGUUCUUGCAAUUGCCAUGCUCGUGUCAGGAUCUUCCUACAAGAUCAUAGUUGCAUUUGGUAGAGCACCUAGUUUCAACAUCAAGGUGUUCUCAUCAACGGAGAAUUGCUGGAAGGAGAUGCCAUUGACCAUGAUGUUUGAGUUUGGCACCAAAGGGACAUCCCAGGAGGGUGAUGGAGCUGGGAAUCACAACAUGUUUCAUGGGCGGGGACUCUUGGAACGACGGAGGGAUCGUCUGCGCCGUGGGAUCAUUCACCGGAACCAAUCAAGGGAGCUCUCAGGCCUCAUGACAGUCUGUAGCAGCGGCCAUGAAAUCAUCCACUUCCUCAAUGUUCAUGGGAGGGUGGUUGCGUGCAACAUUCACCUGGGGACCAUAUGCAUAUAUCCACAGCUACUGCCACCGGAAAUUGAGUACUCGGUCGAUUUGGUUGAGUGCGGCGGACGUGUACUUCUGGUGGUUCUCCUCGAGAUGAUGGAAUCUGCGAGCCUUCGGGUUUGGGAAUUUGACUCAGAUGAGGAGGAAUGGAUGCAAAUAAUGGCAAUGCCACCCGCAAUGUCGAAAAUAUACUAUGGUAAGAAGGCUGAUAUUAACUGUGUGGGUUAUGGAGAUCUUAUCAUGGUAUGUAUCAGUUCUUUAUGCUUUCACCGCGUGGUCAUGUGCAACAUAGCUGAGGGUACAUGGGUUGAGCUGCCGAGGUGUUACAAGCCCCGCACUCGGACAAUGAAGAGGUUUGUCUCAGCAUACGCCUUUGAACCCAGGAUAGAAUCUUGUGUUUGAAGAGAGAGGAUAUAGGAGUAUCUUAGUUUUAUAGAUCAAAUUAGUUAUUAUCUAUAUUGCCUAUAAUAUAUAUUAUAUAGAUAGAAUUGAUGUGACAUGAGAUGAUUUAUGGAAUGAUAAUCAAGAAAAUGAUAGUGGAAAAUGCUUUUGAUGUUUAAGGGAUUCUUUUCUUU
Messenger RNA from Magnolia sinica, 1907 nucleotides. RefSeq names its product F-box only protein 13-like. Gene Ontology annotation, molecular function: protein binding. Bases 439 to 1734 code for a protein of 431 amino acids. The transcript has 2 exons. Lineage: Eukaryota; Viridiplantae; Streptophyta; Magnoliopsida; Magnoliales; Magnoliaceae. The record is from RefSeq and is a predicted model, not a curated record.